Messenger RNA from Cylicocyclus nassatus, 1754 nucleotides. NCBI's taxonomy places the organism in Eukaryota, Metazoa, Nematoda, Chromadorea, Rhabditida, Strongylidae. The record is from the annotation of a GenBank genome assembly.
AUGGCAUCUAGCGAAAUGGUCUCUUUGAAACUCAAAAUGGUGUUGAUCUCGGCUAGCAUUGUGUCCAAGUCAGGUAAAGCUCUUGUCACACGAGUGUUCGUGUCGGAUAUGACACGUGCUCGCAUGGAAGGACUCCUUGAUGCUUUUCCCAAACUUAUUGGCAACGAUAAGGACUCAGCACAACGCCAGCAUACUUUCAUCGAAACAGACAGCGUACGCUAUGUCUACCAUCCGCUGGACAAUUUGUAUAUGGUUUUGAUCACUACGAAAACUUCAAACAUACUUGAAGACCUUGAGACUCUUAGAUUGUUCUCGCGUGUGAUCCCUGAAUACUGUCGAUCAAACGAUGAGAAGGAAAUUCUGGCGCACGACUUUGAUCUGAUCUUUGCAUUUGAUGAGGUUGUCACCCUUGGCUACAGGGAAAGUGUCAACUUGGCUCAAAUUCGAACCUUCACUGAGAUGGACUCGCAUGAAGAACGCGUAUUUCUGCAAAUCAAAGAGGCUCAAGAACGUGCUGCAAAGCAGGCGAUGGCUGAGAAAGCAAAAGAAUUCAAACGAAUGCAGAAAGAAGCUCUCAGCAAGGGACUCAAACCAUCAGCUGCAAAUUUCGGCUCAUCAGCUACGGGUAUUUCUUCUUCAUCGACACCGCUUACUGCAGUAUCAGAGCCCGCCGCACCUCGACCUGCUACUACUUCACAUAGAGCUGGCGGAGGAAAGGCGCUCAAACUUGGUGCUAAAUCAAAGGACGAAGACGUCUUCCUACAGCAGCUCCGGCAGGAGGGACAAACGAUUGCACCAGUUGAGAGAGCUCAGCGUGAUGGGGCUGGAGUAUCCGCCGUCGCAGCAGCUCCAGCAUCUAAUGUCAAGAGAGAAGCUGUUCACGUGCGUACUGAAGAGAAAAUGGUUGCCACUGUUAGCCGCGAUGGAGGUCUACAAGGAGCUGAGAUUCUUGGAGUUGUUUCACUGUCGGUAUCUGCUCCCGAGUAUAACACGGUUGUGAUAAAAAUGCAUAACAAAGCUCCUGCGGGAGCGCAGUUGCAGGUCCAUCCUAAUCUUGACAAGAAAGAAUGGCAGCACUCUUCUUUGCUGAAGUUGAAGUCUGCAGGGAAACCAUUCCCAGUCAAUAAUGAUGUCGGUGUGCUCAAGUGGAAAAUGGUGCUUACAGAAGAGGAGCAGCUACCUAUUGCAUUGAAUUGCUGGCCACAAGAAUCAGCUGAUGGUUGUCAAGUGAACAUUGAAUACACAUUACAAAGGGAAGACCUAUCCUUGGAGAACGUAGUGAUCACAGUUCCACUACCUCCGGCAACAGCUCCCGUUGUAUCUGAAUGUGAAGGAUCCUACGAAUAUCAAAAAGCCCGGAACCAAAUUGUAUGGACGAUGCCCGUAAUUGAUAGCACAAACGCGAAUGGAACAUUGGAAUUUUCCGUACCUAAUGGACAUUCAGACCAUUUCUUUCCUGUUCAAGUCCGAUUCCAUGCUGAUAGAUUGUACUGCGACAUCCAGGUCGACGCAGCACAAACCAUGGAUGGUAACACAGACGUUCCAUUGUCUACUGAAACUCGUCUUAUUACCGAAAAGUACGAGGUUGUUUAGGUGUUGUUUCUGGUUAGCACCUAUGCUUUUAUUUAUUGUUUUCCGAAAUUUUACCAUUCGCGUUGUAUAAUAUAUCUUAAUCGGGAAUUUCUAAUUGAGCGGUGGUUGCCGAACAUAUGUGAUUAAUAAGACUUUUCCUGAAGCAAUUUUAUACAGACUUU